Molecule: messenger RNA, 582 nt
Organism: Symbiodinium pilosum
Lineage: Eukaryota; Dinophyceae; Suessiales; Symbiodiniaceae
Source: the annotation of a GenBank genome assembly
AUGGAGGUGGAGCAGCUGCUCGCCGACCCGAAGAAUGCGGAUGAAGACGGUGAUUACUUUGAGGCUUGGCUCCGGGAAGUCUUCCCGGAUAUUUACGCAGACGUGGACUCAAGCGACCCCGCGGAGCUGCGCAAACUGGACUAUGCCCCUAGCGAGAAGAGGCCGAACAGCAAGAAGCACCGGCACAGGCUGAAGGAUAUCACGAUUCCGAGCUUUGCAGAUGCCUUCGCCGAAUUGAGCAGGUUCGACCCGGAUGAGCGCAUCUCUACUCGCCGGGAGCGGGUAUUGGCAAAGAUCCUGAUUGAUGUCUUUAUAUGCAGCAUCGUCGAUGUAGCUGCCGUCCUGAAGACAGCAGAGGCCAUCCUCAGGGCGCCGGAGAACUCGCCACUGGUUCUGGUUCUAUACGCUGGAGGAUACCACAUGCAGAACCAGGUGAAGUUCUGGCAAGCUCAAGGCUUCAGCAGCAAGGCUCUGCCGAACAAAGGGGUCAUUGGCCAAGAUGACUUCGAGGAGUUCGAACCAAGAGGAUUGGAUGUACCGGCGUGCCUGAGGGACUUAUCGCAGCUGUUUCCUGUGCCAUGA